AGGGAUUAACAAUAUAGAUACUGAAAUUCCCAAUUUUUUCAGGCAGCUGGAGUAUUGUCUUAGCUGGGAUGAGACUACAUAUCGUUUCACAUUUCCUGAUUUGUUUUUGUGUAAUUCAUUACUCAGACGGUCAAAGUGUCAUAUGGUAUGAACCACUACCGGUUGAGACAGUAACGAGUUCAACCACUGACCUGCCUCCGGCAGAGAUGAAGGUUUUUGAAGGAUAUCCUGCGUCUCUAAGCUGGAACUUCAGUUUGACGUCAUUGACUCUUUUUGUGGCGACUAUAAAGUUCGACACUGUUACCCUUGCACUUAGUGGAUCAGGAGGAUCAGGUGCAAAUGUGGAAGAUGCUUUCAAGGACAGAUUCAAUUUAACUUGGAUUUCCCAACGAAUCACUUUGGUAAUCUUCAAUGUGACAGCCUCAGAUGAUGCAAGUAAUGGAGCAUUUGAGUGUGAGUUGGGUACUAACAAAGGAUCUUGGAGUCGUGAUAUUCGCUUGAAUAUUAUUGCUAGAACCUUUACAUGGACUGCUCCUCCGCCAGCCUGGACUCCAACGGACGGAAACGACAUUAGAACAGUUAAUUUUCCAGCGUUGAAUGGAAGCACUAAUGUGGCUCUAAGGUGGAACUAUGUAUUGGGAGGAGGAGAAGGACUGUUCUUAACCACUUGGAUUUUUAACGGAAAUCAGAUUGCACUUCUAACCACUCUACCCUCAGCAAUAAUAAGUGACGAUCGUUUUGCUGUCAACACCCGUGAAGUGGCCACUUUGAUUAUAAAGAAUGUCAGUGACAUUACAGAUGGUACCAUUCAAUGUGUAGCUCAUACUAGUGUAAGCGUCUGGAAAUAUAACAUACAAGUGGAAAUUACAGUUCCACCAAAGAUAACUUCAACUGGUGACAGUCAGAUUGUAACUGAGGGUUCUGGACUGGUUUUGUUUUGCAAUGCAACUGGUAAACCAGCACCAAACAUCACUUGGACCAGAGUGUUGGAGGUCGGUACUGACAGUCAAGAGCUGUUUGUUGGAAAUCCUUGGAUUAUUGUAAACAUCAGCAGAACUUCUACUGGAACGUACCGCUGUACCGCUGACAAUGGAAUCGGAAGUCCAGUCAACCAUACAAUCUCUAUGAAAGUACUUUUUCCACCAAAGAUUACUUCAGCUAGUGACAGUCAGAAUGUAACUGAGGGUUCUGAACUGGUUUUGUUUUGUAAUGGAACUGGUAAACCACAACCAAACAUCACUUGGACCAGAGUGCUGGAUGGUGGUACUGACAGUCAAGAGCUGUUUGUUGGAAAUCCUUGGAUUAUUGUAAACAUCAGCAGAACUUCUACUGGAACAUACCGCUGUACCGCUGACAAUGGGAUCGGAAGUCCAGUCAACCAUACAAUCUCUAUGAAAGUACUUUUUCCACCAAAGAUUACUUCAGCUAGUGACAGUCAGAAUGUAACUGAGGGUUCUGAACUGGUUUUGUUUUGCAAUGGAACUGGUAAACCACAACCAAACAUCACUUGGACCAGAGUGUUGGAGGUUGGUACUGACAGUCAAGAGCUGUUUGUUGGAAAUCCUUGGAUUAUUGUAAACAUCAGCAGAACUUCUACUGGAACAUACCGCUGUACCGCUGACAAUGGGAUCGGAAGUCCAGUCAACCAUACAAUCUCUAUGAAAGUACUUUUUGGGAUAAAAGAUGUCACUUUGGAAAGGAACACAACAGAGAACAAUGGCUGCAACGAUUUCUGGGUGAAUUUCACUUGUAAGUCGUCCGUGGCCAAUCCACCAGUUCAUGAUUAUCUGCUCCUAAAGAAUGAAAACAAGGUCAGUUUUAGCGAAAAAGGAACAUGGAUAGAGAAGAUAUCAAGAGGAGAAACAUUUGUCUACGAGUGUCGGGCAUAUCAGAAAAUUGACAAUGUCACAAGCUCAAAUAAUGUCACUGUGGCUGUGAAUGAGCCACCUGCAUUGGAGCAAUUACAGAAUAAAACAGUUGAUGAACAUGAAAAUUUGCUAGUGGAGUGUAAUGUGACUGCAGGGACUCCUUCCCCUACUGUUUUUUGGGAGAAUAUUAAAAGUGGUCAUGUCAUUGAAGGAAAGUUGUUGAACGUAACUAACAUCACAAGAAAUCAAACAGAUUACAGAUGCAUUGCAAACAACACUUGUGGAGGCAAAUACGCAACGAUGUUCAUUGAUGUACAGUAUGAGCCUGAUCAAGUCAAUUUAGAUACAGCACCCAGUGGCACAGUCUGCCUGGGAAGUACUGUUGAAUUCAUUUGUACCGCUGAUGCCAAUCCACCAGUGCAUGCUUAUGUGUUGUAUAAAAAUGGUACGAGGGACAGUACAGACAAAUUCGGAAUAUGGACAAAGAUAAUGAGCGUUGGUGGCAAGUUUUUUUUCAAAUGUGAGGCACAUUCUACGAAAGGAAACAGCAUGAGCAAUGAUAUCCUACUAAAUGCUCAUGACAAACCCACUGUGGAACAAGUACAAAAUGUAACAGUCAAUGAAGGCACAAAUGUGACAAAGGAGUGUAAUACUACCGCAGGAACUCCUCCCCUGACUGUUUUUUGGCAGAAUGUUAAGACUGGUGACACCACUGGAAAGCUGUUGACUAUCACUAAUAUUAAACGAAGUCAGCGUGGCGAGUACAGAUGCAUUGCAAACAACGACUGUGGAAAAGAUUCUACAACGAUCUUCAUUGAUGUGCAGUGUAAGAAUAUUCACAAUACUUAUUUUUUAAAAAUUUUUGGUGUUCAUUGA
Stylophora pistillata is the source of this 2744-nucleotide messenger RNA. Its product is annotated as hemicentin-1. The record is from RefSeq and is a predicted model, not a curated record. Lineage: Eukaryota; Metazoa; Cnidaria; Anthozoa; Scleractinia; Pocilloporidae.